This is a messenger RNA of Bursaphelenchus okinawaensis, 3691 nucleotides long. Lineage: Eukaryota; Metazoa; Nematoda; Chromadorea; Rhabditida; Aphelenchoididae. The record is from the annotation of a GenBank genome assembly.
AUGUGUUUCAAGGUCAUGGCCUACCCUCUAACACAUUCCAAGUCCCACAACGAAGUUGUGAAUCCGAGUGGCAUUCACAUCAUCGACUGUUUCAAAAGGUUUGCGACAAAGUCUAGAUCUAAGAAGAAGUUGCACAACUUUGACUGGGUUCCUAAGCCUGAGGAUGAACGCCAGACCUUGAGUAUUGAUGCCAAACCCAAGAAAUAUGGCUCAUCUGUCGCGGUCAAUCAGCUCAAGACUGAUUACUCCCAAGCCACCGUGAACUACCUCAAGUUUAAGGCAAGGAAGGCUGAUCUGAUGAAUCAAUCGUGCUACGGAAAGCUGUCUACAGAUGACUACGAUAACAUGUCAGACUUGGUCAAGGUAAGAGAAGUCGAGGUUAACGUGAGAAGGCCGAGGAAGGCUGUGAGUGAGGUAGAUGGGCCUAGUGUUGAAGUAGGUAACACUAAUAUGGUCUAUAAGAACAGGAGGCACAGAGAUGACAGAAAGAGUUGUAUCGAGCAUGUUAACAAUGUUAGUAGCCUGGAAAGGCCGUACGACAUGAAUAAGAGCUACACCACAUUGGAGGGGUCUUCCGUGGUUUGGAACGAUGAAUUGAAACCGAUUAGAAAUGACGAAUUGAGAAGGUCUUUCGGCCAAAGUUAUGGUAAUUUGUUUUGGACAAAGCUUUUGAUUGAUUUGGUUUUUAACUAGUAGCUACUAUAGUAGAGUCAUAAUGUGCAAUAUGUGUUCAUAAUACUGUGUAGAUGUUGUGGUGUUAAUUAAAAUGUAUUUACACUCAACCAUUACUAAAUAACACUUUGUAUACUAAACUACUGUCAAAACCUAUUUUUGCCUAUUUGUUGACUAAUUACUUAUUAAUGAACGACUAACCCUUUUAGUAGUGUUGCGACGCCCGCGGCCGGUCUCGUGCUACGGUGGGAUGGCUUCAGAUGGUUUGUUUGUGACUGUUUUUACUUCUUUCCUUCUCGAGUAGCAAGGGGAUCUUCGGGAGGGACAAGUACACUCUCUGGCCACAUUCUGGCCGUUUCUCUCGCCAACUUUCCGUUGUUCUUCUGAAUUCUUUCGAAUCGCCUUCUACUAUCUGCUAAUCUCUUUGCGACUAACUUUCGACUGUUCUCGGCGUUAUAGAACUAAUGCUUUGUUGUUUUAGGUUAUAGUGUAAACACGGGUGGCUCAGCAUCGACGUUCUCUCCGCCAAUUGUGGCCGAGCCACAUCAGCCGAGAACCUACCUGGAGGCCGCAUAUCAACCGUCGGAUGUCGUGUUUGGAGAUGGUAAUGGGGAUGGGUAAGACUGUUUUUUGAUUAGUUUUAUAUUUUGAUUUUUUUAAAUUUUUUGAAUUUUACAAUGUUAGGAGAUGUACAGUUGAAAAGACGUAGUCACUAGCGAAAAUGUGUGAAUUUGUCCCAUGAGGAUUGGUUUUUGCUUGCGAAGAUUUAUGGAUGUAGGUUGGGGCUGGUAAUUAAAUUAUGUUACGUCUUCUGCUCUUGAGAGCGCGCUUUUGUGUUUUUGCAUACUUGAUGGGACUCGACAUUUGAGUAAGGGGCCAAUAUCUAAAAUUAUGAGAGAAUAAAGUAGAAUUCUUAUAAGAAUGGCAAGGAAACAGUCAUAUUCUGAAACACAAACUGAAAAACGACCCUGAUUAGGGGCUUUGUUUAUAUUCCUCGAAGGAAGGCUGUUGACCUUAAGUCGAAAGGCCUGGGACUUGUGAAACGCUCCUCUUAUUAGGCCUGUGCCAACGGCGAGGAAAGAGGGCGCGCGAGGGCAGAUGCGUCUAGAGAUUGGGACAGCGAGUAGAGCGUAUCGACCGGGGCCUGGCGUUUAUUUAUAUUAAGGAUGGGUACUGGAGGAACGUCGUCUAAAAGCAAGCACAGGCGACGGAUCAGGUAAUUAGGGGAUUAGCUGCGAUGUAAUCUGUGUAAUAGGACUAAUUGCGGUAUUUAAAUUUUUAGGUUUUAAAUUGAAGUAGGAGCUGAUUUCGGAGGGUCUAGAGGAAUAUUGACAUAAGGAAAUAAUAUCAAUAGAGUUGACUUUUAUUAUUGACUUCCAAAUGUUUUUUAGGUACAAAUAGGGCAAAUUUGAAAAUUAAAUUAAAAAUGACAUAUUUUUUAAUUUUAAUUAACUUUGACAUUUUUAGUGCUACUUUCGGAGAGUACGAUGGAGACCAGACUUUACAAACAGAAAGCUUCCAUACGGCGAUAAACUCCCAUUCCAGAGAUGUGUCACGACAUCCUUCUAUGAAUCAUCAUUAUCAACGUGAUCUCUACUCUGUGGUACAGCCAACCCGAAGAAGGCUCGAGAACAUCGACGAGGGAAACAAUUUGUAUACACGAGAUUUGAAAACGUAGGUUAUAUUAUGUUUGUAGUUUUGGUCGAAAAGUGCAUGGAAUUUGCAAUAAUGGAUCAGUUUUGUUGUUUUGUGAACAACUUGUGAUCAUUCUAUGUACUUUUUGACCAAAAUAAUGGUCGUUCAUUAUUUUUUUACGAAAUCGUUGUUAGUUUUACUUGAGAGUUUGUGUUUUCAUGGUUGAAUAUUAAAAAUAACUUAUUUCAGGACUUUUACUGGCUACGUAGAUUACGAAAGGAAGUACAAAGACUUGUUAGCCAAGCAUGACAAAGAAAUGGAAGCCAAACACCAGAUAAUGAAGCAGCUCGAUCAGAUGGCCAAGGAAAAGGAGAGGGAAUCGGAAGAGAAGGAACGAUUGGCCAAGAAAUACGAAGAGUUAGAGAGCAGAUACGAAAGGUUGAAGGCCGACAAGGCCAGUAGAUUGUACGACUAUGUCAAACAUUGUUCCAAUCCAGUAAGUCACAUAUAUUUUUGAUUUUUUCCAGUUGUUUUCAUGAGAUUUUAAUGCGAAAAUGGGAUAAAAACAUAUUUUCUAUGACAUUAUUAACGUAAAUGAUACAAUUUUUAUGGUUUUCCUAUCGAGCUCACUUUAUUGCCAUUUCAGAACACCCCAAUCACGGAACGACUCGAAGAAGAGCUCGAGAAUCUGACCAACUCGACCACCUCGAUCUCCCUCUCCGACCGACCUCCCCUCCCAUCGUCACGUUCCAUGAACUUGACUCCUUCGACUCGUCACAACCAAUCAUUCCAGCGACGUCCAACUUCUCUGAUCGCUACACAUUCUCUGCUCAAGAAGAACUACGUCCCGACCCCAAAUUCGGCAGACAGAUGUAAAUUACCAUCCAAGAAGGACAUCCAAAGCCGGUCAACGUCAACGACGCCUGAUUCUGGAGCGUUAUCAGUGAACGGAGAGCUGGGCUUAGAAAUAGGGUUGAAGAUGGAAGAGGUGAAGAAGAACAUGUUGUUCAUGGGCAAUGUGCUGGACAGACUGACAAAGAACGUCAACAACCUGUUGGACGACAAUUCCUUCAACAUGUCAGAUUUCAUAGGUAAGGUUUGAAAGUUUUCGGUCGAUAAUAUGAGGUUUAAAGCCGUUUUCUGUCUAUAUGAAUAUUAUUUUAAACCCUACUUCUUAAACCUUAAUGUUUUGAUUCCAGAUGUGGCUCUGUCCGUGGGAAUGAGUUUGGACACUUCGAAGAGAGUAACGGCCGAAGAGAUCCACUCCUUCCUCGAGCUCCAUUCUAAACAGUUGUGGAGCUUCGCCGAUCAGGUUGAUGGCCUCGAUUUGUUGCUCACUUCGCUGGCCAUGAGGAACUGCGACAAGCCUUGUGUCAUUCAAUAA